Molecule: messenger RNA, 1911 nt
Organism: Rotaria sordida
Lineage: Eukaryota; Metazoa; Rotifera; Eurotatoria; Philodinida; Philodinidae
Source: the annotation of a GenBank genome assembly
AUGACAACAAGAACAAAUCCACAGUCAUUCUAUUCAUCAACACAUAAUAAUAAUGAUGAUCAACUAUUUGCUAACGAACAAAUACAACGUUAUGAUGCAGACACAAUAAAAAAUCGUUAUGGCGAUAAUUGGAGAAACUAUGCAUCAAAUGUCCGUGAAAUAAAACAAGCUGACGGAUCGAUUGUACGAGAAUAUAUUAUUGACGAUCCAAAUUUACUUAAAGGAAUAAAACCAUCAUUAAUUUCAACAUCAUCAACAACAGGUUCAGACGACGAACAACAAACAUCAAAACAUAAAUUUGCACAAAUAAAAGCUAAAUUUGAACAAAAAUCUUCAAGAAAUAUUAUGGCAUCACCAUCAUCAUCAUCAUCUUUAGCUAGUAGUAAUACAACAACAACAACAACACGUCCAAUUUCUGAUAAACAAACAAAUGAAUUAUAUAUGAGAAAUCGACCAGGAUCAACUGAUUCAUCAAUAAUUCAUCGAACAAGUGUUGAAAUGCCUGUUGCAUCCCGAAUAUCUUCAAAUAUAAGUCAAAAUACUUCGAAUAGUCAAUAUUCACAAUCAACAUUAAAUUCAUCAAUUCGACGUUUAAAUUCAGCUGAUGAAGCUGAUGAAGAAGUUCAACGUAUACAUCGACAAGGUGAAGAAUAUCGUCAUCAUCCAAAAACAUUAACACCAAUAUCAUCAAUAAAUGAAACUAAACAACAAACAAAUAAUCAAUAUGAAAUUAUUGAUGAAAAUGGAAAUGCAAUAUCAAUUGAUCGUGUUGAUGAUUUAAUUAAAAUGUCUGGUGUUACAGCACGAGAAGUUCCACAACCUGAUGGUACAUUUAUUCGAGAAUAUGUUAUUGAUGAUCCAGAAUUAUUAUCACAAUUUCGUUCACAACAAUCAUCAACGAUUCCUCAACAACAACAACAACAACAACAACAACAACAACAACAACAACAGCAACAACAACAACAACAACAACACCAACAGCAACAACAACCAAUAUUACAUGAAAAUAUUCCACCACCACCACCACGUAUGCCAUUAAGACAACAAUCAAUGUUAUUUCAUCCUCAAAAUUCAUCAAUAUAUGAUCAACAAUCAUCAAUAAAUAUUGAACAUAUACGUACACUUGAGCCACAACGUCGUUAUCAAUAUAUAACAACAUCUGGUAAACGUAUUGAAUUUAUGGUUACAAAUAUAGGAACAGAAAAUCAAAUAAUUAAUGAUUCGGAUAUUCAUGAAUUAUCUAAUGCUAUUAAUACACGUCUUAUACCAUCAUCAAUUUCGAAUACAACACAACAACCAUUUACUUUACCUAAACAAUGGCAACCAGCUGUUGAUUUAACACAUCGUGAAGGACCACCACGACAACGAACUGGUUCAGAUAAUCAAUCAAUACCAAAUAAUUAUAAUAUGAAUUUUCAACAUGUACAACCUGUGCAAAUGGAUUUAAAUCGUUCAGCAUCAUAUGGUGCACUUAAUCAAGAAGCUUAUCAAACACCAUUUGCACCUGUAUUUACAGAACCAAUUAUUGAUUGGAGUGCAAUUCGACAACAAGAUCCACAUGGUCAAAUUGAUCCUCAACUUAUACAACAAUUUAUUACACAAAAACAUCAAAAUGGAAGUUUUCAAACAUCAGCUCAAUUUUUGCCUGAACAAAGACGACAACAAGAACAAGAACAACAACAACAACAACACCAACCACAAAUGACAAGAUCAAUGCAUUCACCAUCAACAUAUAAUACUCCAUUUUAUUAUCAACAACAAAUACCUUAUCCUUAUCAAGGACAACAACAACAUGGUGUUAGAAUUAUUAAUAAUAAUACUAAUAAUGAUAUGAAUUUCUAUCAACAACAACAACAACAACAACAACAACAACAGCCAACUGUGGUUGCUUAUGAACAUGCUAGAAUUUAA